AUGAAGGGUCUAGUUAUCUUUGGUGGUAAUGGGCUUCUAGGUAAAAGAAUUUGUGAACAAGCUGUGCUUUCUGGGUAUAAAGUGACCUCUUUGUCUCGUUCCGGGAGACCACCCUUACCAACUUCCAAGAAGCAUGAUGACGAAACAUGGAUAAGCAAAGUCAAUUGGGAAAAAGCUGAUGUCUUGAACCCUUCCACUUAUGAGAAAUUCCUGUUAGACAAGAAUGUGAACGACGUGGUGCAUUCUGUCGGUAUACUGUUGGAAAACUCCAACUAUAAAUCAAUUUUAAAUUCUAAAGGGGGAAACAACAAUCCAACAACUAAGACUCAAUCUUAUGAUCUGAUAAAUAGGAAAUCUGCCGUCUUGUUGGCUGAUACAUUUCAACAAUGUCUCUCCAAGAAGAAGAAAGAUGAAAAUGAAACUGAAGACAGUGGAAUAAACCCAUCAUUCUCGUAUAUAUCAGCUGAUAAAGCAUUCCCCAUUAUACCCGAGGGUUACAUCCUUUCAAAGAGAAAGGCAGAAGAGGAGUUAUUGAGUAAAUAUUCACACAACCUCAGACCAAUAAUUAUGAGACCGGGGUUCAUGUUUGAUGAAACUUUACUUUCCACUUGGGAUAUAAGAACAUCCAUGAACACAGUCGUUUCGUUCUUGGAUACUACAAAUAAAGGCUUAUUCAAGGGUAAAUUACCAACAAGGCCUUCAAUUUCAACUCAAUCCGUGAGUAAAUGUUUGCUAUCCAAGAUUAAGGAUCAAUCGUUCCAGGGGAUAGUACCAUUAGAGGAAAUUUCCAAAUUCUAA
Messenger RNA from Naumovozyma castellii, 798 nucleotides. RefSeq names its product ubiquinone biosynthesis protein COQ11 (gene COQ11). The transcript has a single exon. NCBI's taxonomy places the organism in Eukaryota, Fungi, Ascomycota, Saccharomycetes, Saccharomycetales, Saccharomycetaceae. The record is from RefSeq and is a predicted model, not a curated record. Bases 1 to 798 code for a protein of 265 amino acids.